Molecule: messenger RNA, 1272 nt
Organism: Parastagonospora nodorum SN15
Lineage: Eukaryota; Fungi; Ascomycota; Dothideomycetes; Pleosporales; Phaeosphaeriaceae
Exons: 1
Coding region: 1-1272 (423 amino acids)
Molecular function (GO): FAD binding; monooxygenase activity
Source: RefSeq, a predicted model, not a curated record
AUGUCUACUCAUCUCGAACCCUUGGAGAUCCUGAUUCUAGGUGCUGGUAUCGCUGGUCUGACCACCGCUCUCUCCCUCACCAAGUUCACUUCUCCUCCGCCAGACAUCACCAUCUUUGAAUUGCGUCCUGAGCCUGCCACAAUCGGAGGCGCCGUAAAUCUCACCCCAAAUGCUCUCCGUUUACUCUCACAUCUAGGCGCCUUGGAUGAGAUCCGCGCCAAGCAGUAUGGCGCCGAAUGUCUCGCAGUCGAGGUCUUCGACUUGUACACAAACAAGAAGAUUGCCGAAAGUAGUUUUCGCGGACCUGACGGCAAGGGACUAGGAACACCACCAUUUACUGCGUUGAGGAUCACAAGAGGAGAGGCACUAAAAGGCGUGUUAGAAGCAGUAGGAAAAUGUUCCAAUAUCCGGAUCGAGUGCGGGAAGAAGACUACCACCAUCAAUGAGGACAAUGAAGGCGUUACCUUGACCUUCGAAGACGGUACUCCAGCGCAUGGCGACAUCCUCGUAGGCUGCGACGGCAUCCACUCCGUCGCGCGCCUCAAGCACGUCGAACCCGCCCGGAAAAGCCAAUACUCAGGCAUCUGCAACGCCUUUGGCUUCUCCGCGCGGCGCCUCGACAAAACCACUGGUCUCUACGAGCCCACGCAUUUUGAAGUCUCGGGCAUGAACUUCGGCCGCAGAGGCAUGCUGCUAACAUCCUUCCACAACGCUGCCCACAACUCGAUAUACGUGGGCGCGCUGAUGCAAGUCCCCGAAAUUGAAAGUCGCGAUGGGUGGAAAGCGGCGGGUAAAGAUGCGCAGAGGAUUCGGGAGGAUAUGUUGGAGAGGUAUAGUGGUGCGGCGAAUCCUCUCAUUGAGAGAGUUAUUGAGGAUGCGGAGGACUUAUACCUCUGGCCUGUCUUCACGCUUUCAAAAGGCGGAAAAUGGUCGACUGAGAAGACUAUGCUGAUCGGCGACUCUGCGCACGCGAUGCCGCCACAGGGCGAAUCGACGGGCAUAGUAUUUGAAGAUGGGGUUUUGUUUGCGCGGUGUUUGGCGAAGUGGAUGGAGACUAGGCGACAGGAAGGUGUGCCGGUCAAAGAGGCGUUUGAAGCGUAUGAGAAGUUACGGCGAGCGAGGAUUGACACGGCGUUCGAUGAGAGUCAAAGCGUAGUCAAGACAGUGCAGGAUACGCCGUGGUGGGGACAUGUGAUCAAGAUGAACAUCGUACCUUGGUAUCUGUGGUGGACGAAGAGUUACCGGGAGCAACAUUUUGUCGAAGGGAUGUGA